GCGCUUUUAAACAAUAUACCCGGCGAGAAUCUCUGCAAACGCGCCCUCUUCUCCCUCUCCCUCUCUUUUGCCCUCUCUCUUCGUCCCUCUCCCUUUCCUUCGCGAACCAAAACAACCCAGCUUUUGUCCGGUCUUUCCGAGUGACUAGCAAAAGUCAGGCACGGUAGAUUCUAACUUUUUAAAGAGCAUUCCACAGGUAAAGCCAAGGGCUGCUUUUUUUUUUUUUGUGUGUGUGUGUGUCCUUACGAGGAAAUAAUUCCCCUCAACUCCGCAGCGAGCAUGGCCGUGGACGACGGUAUGAUGGAGAAAAAGUCCGUGGAAGGCCAGUUCUUGAGGCGCAGUCUGAGUACCGGCGGCCCAGAGCGGAAGAGAACCAGUAGGUUUUACCCACACGACCGUUUUGCAUCAAAUGUUUGGAGGCCGCCAGAAAUCCUUUGUCCCUUCCCCACACUUCUUCAUCCGCGCCUGUCUGGUUGACAUGAAGCUUCUCGAGAUGGCUACACCAACUGUAAUUCUUAGGUCAAAUGGACGUCAUGAUGUCCUCCCUUAUGUCCAGCUCGUUUUCGCCGACUGAAAAGCUCCGCAGUCGACGGGGCUACAUCACUUACAUCAUCCAUAUCAACGUCAAUCUACCAUGGUCGCUCAGUUGGCUGACAUACCGGGUUUUCAACUCGUAGGAACACAGUCGUUGCCUCCACCGGAGCUGCCACAAUUGGUUGCCGAGCAGGCAACGCCCAUUCCGUACACUGACAAGGACUCCCAGCGUCUGAUUGUUGUGCUUUCAAAUGCCAGCCUAGAAACGUAUCGCGCCUCUCACGGCCCAAGGCAAGGGCCGGGUCGUGAGGAGAAGUACUCCUUGCUCAACAGCGACGAGCACAUUGGUGUGAUGCGCAAAAUGGGCCGAGACAUCAGUGAUGCACGACCUGACAUCACUCAUCAAUGUCUUUUAACGCUGCUCGACUCUCCCAUAAACAAGGCCGGAAAGCUCCAGAUCUACAUCCACACAGCCAAAGGUGUCCUGAUCGAGGUCAAUCCACAGGUCCGGAUUCCUCGAACGUUUAAGCGCUUUGCCGGUCUCAUGGUGCAAUUGCUUCACCGCCUCUCCAUUCGCUCUACGACAUCUCAGGAAAAGCUACUGCGCGUCAUCAAGAACCCUAUUACGGACCACCUACCCCCCAAUUGUCGCAAGGUCACACUUUCUUUCGAGGCCGAGGUGGUCCGCGUCCGUGACUACAUCAAGACUCUCGGACCCAAGGAAAGCAUUUGUGUCUUCGUCGGUGCCAUGGCGAAAGGCAAAGACGAUUUUGCAGAUGAGUUCAAAGAUGAUUCGAUCUCCAUCUCCAACUACAGUUUGUCUGCAAGCGUUGCGUGCAGCAAGUUCUGCCACGCAGCCGAGGACGUCUGGGAUAUCAUCUGACGAACAUGCUGUGAAUCAAGACUUGAUGCAUCAUAGCGGCGAUAUUUGGGCCAAAGACUUCUAAAUUAGUCCGUCACCCAGUGUGACUAUGCUACCUCGGAUUACAAAAGCUUGCCAUUAAGCAAUUAUCGUCCGUCGUCCACGAUAAUCACGAGAUCGUGUCGGGCACCUCGAUCACAACAUCGAAGGUUAACCUGGCCGUUCUUCGUUUAGGAGGGAACAAAUCAGGUUUCUCGGGGCGUUGGGUUUUGAAGCAGUCCUUUUUUACUUUUCCAACCAAAGCAAAAGGCUUUCAACAAAUCCAAGCUCUUCGUACAAUCUUCGUAUCGAUCGAUCAGAUCGUCAACUGUGUUCAACUGCGUACUUAGGCAGUAUGAGACGAAUUUUCCACAGGAACCCAAUAACUCAACUUGCUGGGUUUCCUCAUUCCUUGUUCUGCUUUUGUGGAGGGUGUUAUGCUGGCUGCGCCAUCCAUCACGUGAUUCAUAUGAGUGACAAAGUAAAUAUUAUAAAAUGGGCGUCGUUGGCUAUGGCGAGGCAAACAAGAGCCUGUCUAUUGCUUGAUUCGCGUUUAGUUGCUCCACGCAAAAGGAAUACAUAGAUGACUUGGUCUUAUACAGUAUGCUCACUUUGGAGAUAGCAAACGUUUAAUGUCAGUCCGCACUGUGCUGCAAAAA
Verruconis gallopava is the source of this 2094-nucleotide messenger RNA. RefSeq lists its product as hypothetical. The record is from RefSeq and is a predicted model, not a curated record. Gene Ontology annotation, cellular component: small-subunit processome; nucleolus. The coding region runs from base 635 to 1417 and encodes 260 amino acids. NCBI's taxonomy places the organism in Eukaryota, Fungi, Ascomycota, Dothideomycetes, Venturiales, Sympoventuriaceae. The transcript has 2 exons. Gene Ontology annotation, molecular function: rRNA binding; rRNA (pseudouridine) methyltransferase activity. Gene Ontology annotation, biological process: rRNA base methylation.